AAAAACUCGUUUUGCCGUGCGGCCCCAUUGCAGGGCGUGCCUCUAUAGCGUCGGCGGCGCGCGUGGCUGGCCCGCCAGGCCCCAUCGACCGGGCAGCGCUGCCCCGGGCAGCCCUCGCGCGCCUCCAGCCCGGCGCUGCUCCCCAACCACUUUCACUGAUGUUCUCGAGCAAGAAGAAGCGCCCGAAACGGCGGGACCCGCCGGACGCCGCGCUCCUAUCUUCAUUGAGUGUUUUAUAUGCUUUUAUCGACGAGCACAAAGUGCCUUGGUUGUAUCGCGACUGCGCGGACGACAGAUGUAAAAAUAAAAUUCUUAAGGCCCUAGCUAAAAACACGCUAGCCAAGGACCUCGAAGAGCGAAAGGUCGUCCUCGAGGCCAAGGCCUGUGCCAUGGCCGUCGUCGAGUGCUUGCGGAGUCGGGCGCCCCUCACGUCGUAUGGACUUUACGACUCGUUUCUCGAAGCGAAGACACCAUCAAAUAUCCAGUCCUUGAUCUUCGAUAAAUUAGAUAAAACAGCACAAAGGGGUCUGGGCGACUUGUGUGCGCACCUGUCGAAGGUCUGGGAUCGCACGGGUACGACCGGACUCACACUGCAGCAAUUGGCGCACGUGCUCGCACCCGUACUCUUAAGGAGAGACGAGCAGAAACCGGAGCGGACCGAAGCCAUUAAAAGACAGAAGUGCGCGGCGCAGCUGUUGACACUACCGUGGGCGUCGCCCAAAAAACGGGACAUUGUCACCCGGGCGCGGGGCCACUGGUCGACGGUGAAAGCUGCUAGAAGAGCCGCGUCUAAUUCCAACCCCGUCGCGCGACGGUCCCUCAAGGUGACGUGGAAGAAGGGCCAGGGGCCUUCUACCGAUGCUCUACUCGCGAGUGCGUUCGCGCAAUUUGGACGGGUGUCCCGAGCUGGUAGAAGCGCCCGCAACUCCGGCGUCGUCAUGUUUGAUGAUAGUCAAAAUCGAGAUGCCGCUUUCAAGGGAUACGAGGGGCCCUGGACUUUACGGAAAGCCGACAGCCCCAAACCACAGAAGAGGCCGCCGCCGUCUCCCAUCAAGGAAGAGGUGCUACCGGCGUCGCCGGCGGCCGCGGAGUUAAAUGCGAGGGCGAAGCAGGCGCCUGUCCAGUGGCCGGCGCCGCGGCGGUUCUCUGAUGACGACAUCGUGCCCGCUCCGGCGCCGGCGCCCGCCGCGGCCGCGGCGGCGCGGUCCGCCGUCGCGGCCAUCGCGGCGGCCGCGGCGGCCGCGCCGGCGCCGAGCGCGCCGCCGGCGGAACCGGACGCGCCGCCGUCCCGCGCCGAGGCGCCGGCCGCGCGCGCGACGAAGGCGGCGGCGCGCGCGGCGCGGGCCCUGGACGCGACGGCGCCCGCGAAGGCGCCGGCCGCCGCGCCGGCCCCGGCAAAGGCGCGGGUCCCGCCCAUCGGAGGCGCGGAAGCCGCCGCGCCGGCGCCGGCCGCGCCGCCGGCCCCCGCGCCCGCGAAGGCGCCGGCCGCGGCGCCCCCGCAGCAGGCGGCCGUCGACCGCGCGGUCCGGGCCCCGGUCGAGCCGCCGGAGCCAGCGCCGGCCACGCCCGCGAAACCGCCACCCCAGCUCCCGCCGCGGUCGCGCGCGCACAUGACGCCGCGCACCGUCGACCGCAAAAAACAAAGCGCGAAAGCCGACGUGGAAGCGAGGACCCUGAAGGUCUCGUGGCCCGACUUCGCGCCGCGACCGAGUGAUGAUGAUCUGAAAAGAACCUUCUCCGAGUUCGGUAAUGUCGUGCACUGCGGCGUCGGCACCAAAAAAAAGUCGGGGUUGGUUGUGUUCGGCAAGGCGGAGGAUUGCGCCGCGGCGGCGCGGGGCUACCGGGGCCCGAUGGUCGUCCAGCGCCUCGGCGACGUAGAUCCUGCAAAGACGACGCCGCCGCGCUCUCAAUCGCCGCGUCCCACGACGCCCGCUCAUAGUUAUGACCCGGCGCGCUUGCUAAAAGUGUCGUGGCCGAAGGAUAGCGAGCGGCCGACGGAGCGGGAGCUGCGCGCCUCGUUCGAGGCCAUCGCGCCGGUGACGAACGUCGGCCUGGGCGGCGGAAACGCUGCCUUAGUAGUCUUCGCGGACGCCGACGGCAUGAACAAGGCCGGAUCAAGCUACGACGGGCCCUGGCGCGUGGCGCCGGCGCGGAGCGCGUCGCCGCGGCCGCCUAUGAUGAAACCGAUGGGCCGCGAGGUCGCCGUGGCGCAAAGCGCGCCCGCAAAAGGGCCCGGGCGCGCGCCGCCGCCCAUGCAACCACCGAUGGGCCGCGAGGUCGCCGUCCACAACAGCGCGCCCGCCGCGGACGACGCGGCGAAGGCGGCGAAGCACCGGCGCCGCGCGGCGAAGGCGCGCGCGGCGGCCGACGCGGGACCGCCGCCGCGCGCCGACGCCGAGGCGGAGCGCGCGCGCGCCCUGCACGAUAAACUAGAACGCCAGGCCCGCUCGGACGAGGCGGCGCGGCUCGCCGCGCCGCCGCCGCGCCCCAGCCCGGUCUACGAGCGCGUGGCCUCGAAGCUCAGCGCGACGCGCCGCGACCAGGACGCCGCCCUCGAGAAAGAGGCCGCCAUGUGGCGCGAGCGCGCGCUGCGGGCCGAGGCCGCGAUGUCGAAGCCGCCGCCGGAGUCGCCGGCCGUCGCGACGAUGUUCCAACAGCACGCGGCGAGUCUUCGCGAGGAAGUCAAGGCCACGAUCGAGGCGGCUCUUAAAGAGGACCGGCCCGCGGCCACACCUAUCAAAGACGACCGGCCCCCGCCCCUCGAGGCGGCACCGCCGUCGCCGCCGUCGCCGCCGUCGCUCGAAGGGGCCGACGACGCGCCGCCCGCGCCCCUGUCGCCCUGGCGCCAGGCCGCGCAAGAGGCGCGGGAGGACCUCGCGGUCUCUACGGAGAAGACCUCCGAGGCCGACGACGCCUUCGCGAAACUAAUGGCGAAGCAGCACGCGCUGGCCGCGAAGCUCGAGGGCGACCUGGAGCGCAUCCGGGAGGGCAUGGACGAGUUCACGCCCCCGUCGACGGCGCGGGCCCUCGUGCCCCAGACGUUCGACCUUCUUCCGGCGCGGCCGCCGCCGCCUAUAUACGGCUACGCGCGCCCUUCGUCCAUACGCCACCUCGAGCCGGCCUUCCGGCCGACGAACCCGGCCCUGCGGGAGUGGUGGGCGGGCGUGACGCGAAGUUCGAGGGCCUACUAA
Messenger RNA from Pelagomonas calceolata, 3191 nucleotides. Lineage: Eukaryota; Pelagophyceae; Pelagomonadales; Pelagomonadaceae. The record is from the annotation of a GenBank genome assembly.